Lolium perenne is the source of this 1041-nucleotide messenger RNA. RefSeq lists its product as uncharacterized. The record is from RefSeq and is a predicted model, not a curated record. Gene Ontology annotation, molecular function: DNA-binding transcription factor activity. Lineage: Eukaryota; Viridiplantae; Streptophyta; Magnoliopsida; Poales; Poaceae.
AUGGAGAACUGCAGGUCCUAUGAGGAAGGAUACUACUACUCGCAGAACUCCAUCCCUUAUGAACAGGAUUUCUACUUGAGGGAUGAAGAAAACUUCGUUGAAGCUUUUAAUCCAGGAAUCAUGCUAUCUUUUGUAUGUACCUGCUGCGACAAUGGAGUCUCGAACGAAGCCCCCUUACAUGGCGAUAUCUUCAAGUAUUGGCCUGACUUGGAAGAAGGAGCUCAUCACAAAGGCGAGCAGGUGAGGCGGGAGGUGGGCGCUGACGCCGGGGCGAAGAAGCACGAGGGAUCAGAGGAAACAGUGUUCUCCUCCACCCAGCAUCUCCGUAGUACUACUAGUAGUCCUCAGAGCUGCCUCUCGCUAGAUAGCUCAGCCUUGGAAGGAAAUCAUCACAAGGGGGAGAAGCACUUGAAGCAGGAGCUUAACCGCGAUGCUGGUGAGAAGAAGCGCGAGUGGCGCCUGAGCAAUGGACCCGAGGAGACGCCAUUCACAUUCGAGGUGGUCGCGCAGUACUUUUGCAUGCCUGUCAAGCAGGCGGCGGAAGAGCUCAAUGUUGGGCUGACGCACCUGAAGAAGAGGUGCCGGGAGGUCGGGAUCCCGCGAUGGCCGCACCGCAAGGUGAAGAGCCUGGAGACGCUCAUAAAAAAUGCUCAGGAGCUAGGGAUGCCUAAGAUCGAGGUGGAGAGGCUGCGUCAGAUGAAGAAGCUGAUCGAGGAGAGGCCUGGGCACGUUGAGCUGGAUCAGAAGACGAUGGUGUUGAGGCAGGCGUGCUUCAAGGAGAAGUUCAAGAGGAGGAGGCUCAUGGAAAUUCAGGGAUGAUGGGGAUGCAUCAGGAUUCAAGCUGAACCUGCUUGUUCAUGGGGAUUUUGUUGCUGGGUGUUUCGCAGGUUUGAUAAGGGAACUUUGUCUCUCGGUCUUUUGCAGGUUUGAUCAGGGAAAGUUUUGUCCGAUCAAACGUGUCGUCGGUAGCGUAGUCUGGUCACCUUUUUUGUGCUGGGUCUGACCAAGGCAGUAGGUAGGAGCUUUUGCUGUAUAUAUUUA